GAUUCCGCGGGAAGCUUUCUCGUCUUUGAAGAAAGCUCCGCAACUGUGAUACGCAUCACACCCAAAUUCACAUUCUAGGGUUACAAAAAUUGGAAUCUGAAACCCGAGUUCAAGGUUUUCGUUCUCACCUUUCGAUAAACAAUUCAACCAGAAGAGAAGAUGGUUACGGUUAGGAGUUGACGGUGACGGAAGAGAGAAGAGAAGAUGCCGAUCGAAAUGCCGAAGGGGUUACCGUUCUCGGUGGACACGUGGACUCCGUCGUCGUCGAAGAGACACCAUUUCCUCACACACGCUCACAAAGACCAUUCCUCUUCCAUCGCUUCACACUCUUUCUUUCCGAUUUACUCUACUCGUCUCACCAAAACGCUUAUCCUUCAACAAUACCCUCAGCUUGAUGCUUCCUUGUUUCUGGACGUAGAAGUAGGUCAAUCCUUCAUCGUCGAUGACCCCGCCGGAGCCUUCACUGUCACCGCUUUUGACGCCAAUCACUGCCCUGGGGCGGUGAUGUUCUUAUUUGAAGGCAAAUUUGGUAAUAUUUUGCACACGGGAGAUUGCAGGCUCACUCCUGAGUGUUUGCUCAACUUACCUGACAAGUAUGUUGGGAGGAAAGGGAAAGAGCCGCGAUGCCCUCUUGAUUGUGUUUUCUUAGACUGUACAUUUGGCAAUUUCUCUCAGGAGAUGCCUAGCAAGCAUUCUGCUAUUCAACAGGUUAUUAAUUGUAUAUGGAAGCAUCCUGAUGCACCGACAGUGUACCUAACCUGCAACAUGCUUGGCCAGGAAGAGAUCCUUGUUAAUGUGUCCCAAACUUUUGGAGCCAAGAUAUAUGUUGAUAAAGCCAAAUAUGCAGAGUUUUUUACGAAUCUAGCACUUAUCGUGCCUGAAAUCCUAUGUGAAGAUCCAGCUUCUCGUUUCCACUUGUUUGAUGGAUCUCGAAGACUAUAUGAAAGAGCAGAAGCAAAACUGAUGGAGGCCAAGGCAACUCUCCAAUCUGAGCCUCUCAUUGUCCGUCCUUCUGCACAGUGGUAUGCUUGUGAAGAAAAGUUCUCAGAUGUUGAAAACACUAGAAAAAAGAGGAUGGAUGAAGCAGUUAAGGAUCAGUUUGGUGUCUGGCAUGUCUGUUACUCAAUGCACUCAUCCAAGGAAGAAUUGGAAUUGGCACUUCAACUUCUUGCACCUAGGUGGGUUGUUUCAACAACCCCCAGCUGCAGGGCUAUGGAACUAGAUUAUGUAAAGAAACACUGUUUUAAUUCUAAAGGAGCUCUAAAUAAAUCUAUGUGGAAGCUUCUGGAUAUGACGUUGGAAACAUCUGAUGAGUUUGGUACAUUGGUCAAAUCUGUGAGCUGUAAUCCUGUUCUUGAAGAAACCCUUCAGUCUUGUGUGCAAACUCAAUCACCAGUCAAACAGUCCACCGAAGCUAAAACACUGAAAGAAUUGAUUCUUGACAAAAGCUUGCCUAUCACGUUAUUUGGAAGAGCCAGGCUCAGUCUCCAAGAUGGUGGCUUUUCACGAGGAGAGUGUAAUAUGUUGCCUGUUAAUGUCCCUUCCCAAACAGUUUCGAGUGAUGCACGACAAGAAUUCUUUAAAGAUCCGGAGGAUGCUGAAGUGAAGUUGAGUUCACCGGAAAGAAAGAAUGAGUUACACCAAGUGGAGACGUAUCAGCAAUCUGAGGUUCUGGAGGACACAAGAGUUCAUAAGAGUGCCUCUUAUCUAAAUAAUGGAUCUUCAGGCUUGAGUGCAAGUGUCAGGAAGUUGUACAGGUCAAUGAAUGUUCCUGUGCCUAAACCUCUUCCCUCCUUAGUGGAUCUUAUGAAUUCCCAUAAACGUACCAAGAGGGGAAUUAAUUAUUAAUCUUGCUUUUCUUCUGUUAUCUUUGGUUUGCCAUCCUUGGAGAUGUCCAUGCACCUUGAUCUUUUUCAAACCACCAUAUUUGUUACUAGGGAACUAGAAAAGCAGCAGCAAGGUGGAAGGGAAGAAUUUGCAGGACUGUUAGGUGUUGUCAAACUUAAACAAUUCUGGCAUAAUCCUUGUUUUGAAUAAGAGAUGCAUCAAAAGAUGCUUCGUACUGAGGAAAUAGAAUGUGGGAUAGCUCAUUCAAACAUUGUUUAUCAAAUUUUACACAUACUCGCAAGGUUGGGGCCUGACAAGGAGCAGCAGAAGUCAAGCACCAAGCUUUUAUGCCCAUGGAAAUGGUGAAUAGCUACAAUACCUUUUUUAUUUUUAUUUUUAAAUUAUUUUUAAAGAUAGUUACAAUAUUCUGUAUACAGUUUAUUGAAGAGAUCAGUUCAACCUUUUUGACAUAGAAAUACAUUGUAUUGCUGCAACCGUACCAAAACAUUAUGUUUUAUUGCUUCGUUUUACUUGUGCUAAUAAAGUGCACUUGCAAAUUGAUUCUCAUAUCUCA
Cajanus cajan (pigeon pea) is the source of this 2401-nucleotide messenger RNA. Its product is annotated as DNA repair metallo-beta-lactamase family protein. Gene Ontology annotation, molecular function: damaged DNA binding; 5'-3' DNA exonuclease activity. The record is from RefSeq and is a predicted model, not a curated record. NCBI's taxonomy places the organism in Eukaryota, Viridiplantae, Streptophyta, Magnoliopsida, Fabales, Fabaceae. Gene Ontology annotation, biological process: interstrand cross-link repair; double-strand break repair via nonhomologous end joining.